AUGUAUGAAAUAUCGAAUUACAUAUCUGAGAUAUCUGGAUCAAAGGGUGUUUCUCGCUUCUCUGGAUGGGUGAGUUUACACUCCCCUUUUGGUACGACUGGGGCAAAUAUAUUUAUUCAAGGUGCUAUCACGUCAUCUAAUUCAAAGAUGUCAAUAGUUCUCCCAAGCCAAACCAAAACUACCUCAGAUUCGAGACGCUUCGAUAACUCAAGAUCGUUAGAUAAAAAUACUCCACCAAAAGAUCGAUCAAUUCAUGAAAGACCAAGCAUAAAUAAAUCGUCUAGUACGAGAUCUCAAAGUUCUCGCUCAUUUAGUUCGACAGAAAACGAUAUGCUAGCAACAUAUAACAAUACUGAGCGAGAAAUACAGAAAAUCAACAAUAAAGUCGAUAGAAUACUAACUCAGCAAUCAUAUGUUUCUAAGCCAAAUAAAAGACUCUUCUGCGAUACUUCUGAUAUCCAAUAUUCCGAAGUCAAGCAACAGCCAACUCCACGGAAGAAGAAACAUAGCGAUUCAAAUACAUCUACAAUACCUAGAUGCGCACGUCCUGAGUUCAAUGUAAAGAAAACUCCACCACAAACUCAUAAUUUCUCCUUCAAACCAGACUUAAGUCAUAAUAAGCCAAAGACACAAAAGGCCAAACCUAGACCAUCUGCGAUUAAAAAGGAUUCGUCUUCUUCCAGCCUUAGUGAAGAAAAAGUCGUCAAGAAAGAAGAAGUUAAACAAGAAGUCAAAGAACAAAAAAUUGAAGAGAAGAAAGAGGAGAAAAUCGAAGAAAAGAAGGAAGAAAAAGUUGAGGAAAAGAAAGAAGAAAAGGCUGAAGAGAAGAAAGAAGAGGAAAAGAAAUCAGAUUCUGAUUCUUCAUCUGAUAGCGAUUCAUCAUCUCUUAGCAUUUCAAGUAAAUCUGAUAAGAAACAAGAAGAAAAGACAGAAGAAAAACCAAAAGAAGAAGAGAAGAAAGAGGAGAAAAAGAAAUCAGAAUCAGAUUCUUCGUCAUCAGAUAGCGAUUCAUCAUCAAUUAAUAUUUCAGAUGAUGAAAAGAGUAAAACUAAAGAAGAUAACACCGAAAAAUCAAUUAAAAUUAGCUCUUCAAGCGAUGGUUUGGAUUCAAUCUUGAAUUCAACAAAAACUUCAGCAGCUUCUUCACCAACAAAAGAGAAAGUUACAGAUGCUACUGAUAAAAAAGAAGAAAAAGCUAAAAAGGAGAAGAAAAGCGAUGAUUCAGAUAGUUCUUCUUCUGAAAAGAAAGAAAAGGCGAAAGAUAAGGAGAAAAAGAAGGACAGUGACAGUUCUUCUUCAAAGGGUAUCUUAUCAAGCUCAUCUUCUAGUGGAUUCUUCUAA
Molecule: messenger RNA, 1341 nt
Organism: Trichomonas vaginalis G3
Lineage: Eukaryota; Parabasalia; Trichomonadida; Trichomonadidae
Exons: 1
Coding region: 1-1341 (446 amino acids)
Source: RefSeq, a predicted model, not a curated record